CCGUCCACUUGUUUCGAGAGAUUCCUAUUUAAGGCUAGGACAUGGCCGACGUUACCAACAAUACUUUGAAUCCGGAUGAGAGCACAAAGCCAGCAACUGACUACAUUGGCAAGCCUCAUGCAGCAGCUGUAGAUGAUGAGGGCGAAAGGCCUACACCAUCAGUGGGCAUUGGGCUUUUCGAUGAGCUCAACGAUCUGAAAAAGAAGAUCGCGGAGCUCGAGGCGCGUCAGGCCAAACCCUGCCUUGCAGGAUCUGAGACAGCAGGAACCGAUCCCAAAGUCAUGGCUGAUAUGGAAAAAUACAAGCGAAUGGAAGCCUGCUUGUAUAAGCAUCGGAAAGAGUGGGAGCUUAACAUAGGGCCAGGAAAGUGGUCAUCCGCAUUCGCAUCCGCACGUGAUCUGGAUUUUGGUGCACAACAUUGGGAUGUGUUUUCCAUGCGAAUUGACGCAGAAAAUUCGUACAAGCGGCCAGAUGUCUUUGAUUCUGACCACGAUUGCGGCCCCAAGGGUACGGCUCAUCCAGAGGAGGAUGGAAAAGAUUGUAAGGACGAUUACGACAUGAACAUCGACUGGGGCAACCGCCGAGACAGAGUACGCAAGUAUUUCGAAUGGGAGUUGGAGCGCCUAUUCUUGGCUGAAGAGCUGCAACUGAAAAAACAAGCCGAAAUCAAGAGUGCCAAGGAGCAGAAGCGGCGAGAGCGUCGUAUAAUGGUACCUGAUAUGAAUAGCGUGCUUGACGAGAAUCAGAAGACGGAUGGUACAGUGCAGGUUCUCACUGGUUCUGCCGCACCCAGGCUCAACCCUCUGGAGUGGUAUCAGUUCAAGCAUCUAGCGCGUAUCAGAGAGCAGGAUGCAAAUGUUGUCGACAUCCUCAUUGGUGAACCUGUCAUUGACGAUGAUGUGGGGGCAAACCAGUUCUGGUUUGGCUACUCUGGACGUCGAUCAACCAGGGAUAUGGCCAAAUCCACCGGCCAGAAGUCAUUUGAUCCCAAGGAACCCGGCAAAACACCACUUCCAGAGAGAAUCAGGAUACACUCUGAUGCUCUUUUAAGGAUCUUUGUUGAAAUUCUUGGAUCGGAAGGGAGAUCGCUGGCUGACUCGGAAAGGGAGGCCGCUGUAUUCAUCAGGCCCUACAAGGCGCUCGCCUAUCGAGAACACGCACUGCGAGACUGGUGUACGGCGCUAGAGAAGAAGCUAAGAAGGACGUCCACCAGCCAGCGGAAUUCUACAUAUACCGAGGCCUCAGUCAUCAACGCAGAACGGAGUGUUGAGAUUGCUCCGGUAAAGGGGCAGCUUACCAAUGACAUGGUUACUGAGAGUAAAUCUGAAGUAUCCACCGACCCCUCAGCACUGGUAGUCACAGCCAGAGGACACGCAGAAAGCACUUUGAGAGUUGUUGAGCCUCUAGCUGACCAAACCGAAGAAUCAGACGGCGAAGGCGAACGGGAAGAGAACGAAAGCGAAGGAAACGACCUAACAAAGUCAUCGACAGCACUAGAGCAUUUGAAAUGUCUCCUUCAAUUCCUAGAUUCCAGCGUUGGAGCAAAACGAGACUACCUCAACGGACCUCUAUGUCGAAAAGUUUUCUUCUCCGACCUCUGGUACCUGUUUCGUCCUGGCGUCGAGGUAAUAAGUAGCGACGGAAAGCAGGCUUACAAAGUCAUCAGCGUUACCAGUGAAAAGCACCGCAUCGUCCCUUCCUGGCAGAAGUGGUGGAAUCCUCCAGAUAGUCGAGAGGAUAAGGACCGGAAGAAGGCAGCCUUCAGUGUCAACUGCGUAUACAUAGAUUUUGAUGGGAAAAAUAUAGGUCCUGUAGAGAAAUUUUUCGACUUCAAACGAUUUGACGGCGAAAGGGAGGUCACUUCCUUAGAGAUAUAUCCUCUUCGUUUCCACCCUGUCAGACGGUCCGAGUACAGCGAUGCGGAGUGGAAAGAGCUAGAGCAUUACCCUGCUCAGGAAAGGUACCGGCAGAAACUCAUACUUCGAGGCACUAAGUUUCUUGACGUCGUUGGAGUUAAGCAUAUGUACUAUGCUGGACCAACGCUGGAAGUGAAAGACGAAGUAGAGAGUCCAGUUGUUAUCGAUUUCGAAACAGCAUUCACCAUGAGAGACGAUCAUACGGUAUUGAGAAAUCAGGGGCAAAGCGUGUGGAAGCCGGAGCUCAUCACCCUAAUUGGUAGUGUCGAAGCCGAAGAAAGCAUCGAUAUUGUCCCUGGCUCUUGCAGGGGUGACUGCUGUCAGAAUGACUAUGUGCACGACGACCAAUAUGUUGAUCAAAAGCAGAGGUCCGAGUAUAUCAAUAGCCUGCUGCCUAAUUCAAUCAGCCUAGACGAACAGCCACCGAUUACUAUCAUGCCUCGUCCGCUAAAGGAACUGCAGACGGGCCCCGAGGGCAACGCAACAUGUUCCGAAGACGAACUCGUCAUCAUGUCGUAUCGUGUAUUCGGCUUCGUUCUGCGGAGUCGAAAAUGGGCUAAACUGGACCUGUCGCAUCUGACCGAAGUUCAUCCGCCGGAAGCACCGCCUAUGACGGCCGCUACAGCGGGGAAGGGCACUUCGCACCAACAAAGGAAGGAACACGAGCCUUCACUAGUCUUUAAUCGUCUCGUACUCGAAAAGGGGCAUCGCUCCAUGGUUGUAUCACUCAUUGCCCAACACUUUCGGGAUAAGAAAUCUAUUACAGGUCAAAGAGAGGAGUUCGAUCUCGUAAAAGGAAAAGGAAAAGGUCUGAUCUUACUUUUGCAUGGCGCCCCUGGAGUAGGGAAGACUUCCACUGCUGAAGGGGUCGCAGAAUUGUUCCAAAAGCCGUUAUUUCAGAUCACAUGCGGCGACCUUGGAACAACCGCAACAGAAGUCGAAACCGCCUUGGAGAUGAACUUUUCGCUUGCUAAUAAGUGGGAUUGUAUUCUUCUCCUCGAUGAGGCCGAUGUCUUCUUAGCAGAGAGGACAAAAGAAGACUUCAAGCGAAACGGACUCGUUGCUGUCUUCCUACGCCUCAUGGAAUAUUACUCAGGUAUCCUCUUUCUGACAACCAACCGCGUCGGCGACUUUGACGAAGCCUUCACCUCGCGUAUCCAUGUCAGUCUCUACUACCCUGAACUCAAUAUAGACAAGACCGUUCAGGUAUUUAAAAUCAACAUGGAAAUGAUUCAGGCCCGAUUCGAUACCAAAAACCGCGUCAUUAAGAUUGAUAGAGAGAAUAUCGCCGCCUUCGCAGCCAAAUACUUCGCCACGUACCCAGAUGCACGCUGGAACGGUCGCCAGAUCCGCAACGCAUGCCAGACAGCAGUGGCUCUGGCGGAAUUCGAGGCCCAAAAUAGAGGUCUGCAAGAUACGGAGAAUCCGGAUACGGUUGUAAAUCUGAGAGUUGAGCAUUUCGAGGUUGUGAGAAAUGCGUACCUUGAAUUUACGAAGUAUAUGCACGAUUUGCAUGGCGCCAAUUCUGCACGGAGGGCGAAGGAGGGGAAGUUACGAGCUAUCUGGAUUGAUGAAAACGACCGCGUGGUGAGGACCCAGAACAUGGGCGGUACAGGGUUGGAUAAGAAGAACGCAUUCUUGCUUGCUUCACAGAGCCAGCCAAGCUAUCCACAUGGACAUUCACCUCAGCAGAGCUUCGAGAAGUCGUUUUUUGGGCAGCAACCAGGAGCUUACCCACAGCCGGGUUACCAGCAGCCACAACAACAGCAGCAAUACUACCAGAACCCUAACCACAACCAAGGGUUCAACCCGCAGCAGCCGCAAUACAAAAUUCCUCCACAAGGACAGAUGCAAGGACAGCCGUCCACUUUUAGCGAGAAUUGGAACAACCAAGGCGCGGGGAAUUCUGGUACUUUCUCUCCAGCCCCUCAGAACGGAGGACACUUAGCCGACUCUGUUCCACCGAGACAGCAAGUGACGCCUUCGCCGCAACCUCAACAAACACAACCAAAUCCGCGAUGGUUAGACGAAAACAUCAAAAACAUUUAUGUAGCAUCUGGUCAGCGGGUUGAUGGACAAGCAACGGCUGGGACGGGUGGGGCCAUCGGACAGGGAUGGAAUUGCCCCUGUGGAAAUUCUAAUCCUGUGCAUUCAGGGUUUUGUUCAAACUGCGGGGGGAAAGCGCAACGACUAUAAGGUUGGAUUUUUGUUUCAAAAGGCUAUAGAGGUUAAAUUAUAAAUUCCACCCUCUAGGGCGUAAUCGAUACCCGUUCAAAAUUGAUAGUUUCAAGUAGUAGCAGUAGUUGUAGUCGCUAUAUCCUGUCGUUUGCGAUGGAUGACUGACUGUUGGCAUGAGAACCAUGGCUGAG
Messenger RNA from Bipolaris sorokiniana ND90Pr, 4285 nucleotides. RefSeq lists its product as uncharacterized. The coding region runs from base 42 to 4112 and encodes 1356 amino acids. Gene Ontology annotation, molecular function: ATP hydrolysis activity; ATP binding. The transcript is spliced from 7 exons. The record is from RefSeq and is a predicted model, not a curated record. NCBI's taxonomy places the organism in Eukaryota, Fungi, Ascomycota, Dothideomycetes, Pleosporales, Pleosporaceae.